AUGACGGCCCCCUUAAUCCACUCACACCGGAAUAUUCUGAGGCCGAAAAUAAAAGUUUCUGGGCAGCUACAAAAUUUGGCGCACAGGGCUGGCCUGGACUCUCCUUUAGCAGCAUUUUUCAAUUUUGAAUUUUACAUUUUAAUCUUUAAUUAUGGGAAAGUACAAGAUGCACACUUGAUAGAGACUGAAUGUCCUUAUGUCCUAGAUAUUAAACCACAAAUUCCAAAGAUGCCAUUCAUUUUGAUGUGCAAAUUUAAUUAUAGAUUUGACGAAAGCUUUGCUGAAAGAGUAUGGGGCCUCACAGAAAUGUUCCCAGAACGUCUCCGCACGGGCAGCGCCAAUGCAGUUUCAUCCUCUGUCAGAUUAGUGAAAGGUGCUUAUGACCUAAGCCGACAGGUUGUGUGGAUAGCAGUGAGCACAUCAAUCCUCCUGUUUGCUCCUGUAAUGUUUGAGAUAGAAAGACUUAAUGUAGAAGAGAUGAUGAAACAGGAUAGAAACCGGCUUGUUCUUGGUCCAGGCUCAGCAAUGUCAGGUGGACCUCCUGCAGCUCCAGGACUUAUGCCACCCCCUCCUGCUCGCUAAUAGGACUGACUCCACCUCUCUUGUGCUCAUCAGUCCCCAGUUGUUAUUAUUUCUGUAGACUUUUUGAAUGGCUGUGUGGAUGCAUAGAACUGUGGAAAUAUUAUUUUAAGCCAUUUCAAGUUAAUAUGAAAGUAAGUGUAAUGUCAUCCAUGAAAUUGUUUUUGACCACUGAAAUUUUGAAUUGCCAGGUAGUGUAUUAAGUAAUGUGGUCGCUAGAAAGAUAUGAAAUAAACUGAAACUGUACAAUACAUUGGACCAACAGUUAUAGGUAGCUUAUUUUUCCACAUUCUUCCUGGAUUAUUUGUUGAGAGUGUAUCAUUGCAAAAUAGUGUCUGUUACAUUGUAUAGUGUUAUAUUUUCCUUUACAGAGGAAAAUCACUUCAAAAAAGUAAUGUUUACUAAACUUCAUAUUGAUAUGAAUUUAUUUACUGGAAUGGCUUGUAUGUAUAGUAAAUUUAUGUAUGUGCAGUUACUUCAUUUGUACAUAUGUGAAUAAACAUAACCUAUUUUUAGGUGUUAUGUUACAGUAUUUAUACUGUUAAAUCUUAAGAUGUCCAGGAUUGAUACCUGAAUGUACUAAAAGAUUGAUAGAUAGACUGGUAGUUGAUUGGUAGUGGUGUAUUUACUUGUGUUCUUUUGAAAUAAAUAUGUAGACUUGGACAUAUGAUAUAUGUUAACAGAUUUUUUUGUAUAAAGAAUUAAUCAGAAGAGAUGCUGUUGUAAACUGCUUCAAGCCAAUAAAUUUGAAAAGGGA
Molecule: messenger RNA, 1336 nt
Organism: Penaeus vannamei (Pacific white shrimp)
Lineage: Eukaryota; Metazoa; Arthropoda; Malacostraca; Decapoda; Penaeidae
Source: RefSeq, a predicted model, not a curated record